GCAGACAGAAGGCUGCCGCGUCGGCAAAUGACAGCCAGCUUUGCAGGGCCCUUCGGUUUUCUCACGAUGAAAGCUACGCGGAUUUGAAUGUUUUUCUCGUGUAUAUGCCAGUUGUUUCUUUCCUUGCUUAAUACACAACCCCAAUUUGGGAAACGGGUUCUUUAUUCGAAAUACCCAUCUCCUGUUUCGUCACAAUUGCCUGAAAUCUCGAAGCUCUUUGGCUGGAUUUGAAUGAGAAAGGAAGAGGAAAACCGAAUCAAAUUUGACGUCGCCGCCUUAACUAACCGACAACCGUAGGUUGUUUCGCUUUCUCUUUGGUGGGGUAGAUGAACAAAUUUCUCUAGAAGAUUUCGAAGUUUGUGUUUCCAUUGUGUUUGAAUAGAUAAAAACCCCAUUCAGUAUGAACCCUUUUGUUCUCUUUCUCUAGAAUUUUAAAGAAGAGAAUUUUUGAGUUAGUGGUAAGGGAUUGGUUUUUGUUUCGGCAAACAGCCCAUCUAGAAAAUUUAGUUCUUUGGGUGUCUGUGUAUUCAAUUUGUUUUUUUAAUCAGUUGUAGUUUGGGUGAAUCACCAUUUAUUAGAUCAGGGUAUUGAUGUUUGAUGUAUUAAAUCUGUUGUCUCAGUGAAGAAUUGAGUGGUUUGAUCACUGGGGAGCAAAACCAUUUAACAUUGCGCAGUGGGUUGGUCCUAAAUUUUUUAUUCAUCCUAUCCUUCUAACAGAAUUGGAGAUUUUCGAAGUUUGAUUUUGUAAAUCCUACAGGAAGGUUUAUGAGCAUUAGGAUUGUACUUCAUAUUGUUGAUCUGUAAGUUGUCGAGGCUGAGUUUUAUCGUGAGAGAAGAUGGUUGGAACUACGGAAGGAAUGGCCAAUAGUGUGUACUUAAAUGGGUCGGUUCAGAAUUCAAAUGGUGUUCAAGAAGAAAAGCUUGAUGAGCUUCGGCGCCUCAUUGGAAAAGCCGAGGGUGAUCCAAUGAGGAUUGUGGGAGUUGGGGCUGGUGCUUGGGGCAGUGUGUUUGCAGCUAUGUUGCAAGAUAGUUAUGGUCACCUAAGAGACAAGGUUCAAAUUAGGAUAUGGAGGAGACCUGGAAGAUUUGUUGAUAGGGCAACUGCUGAGCAUUUAUUUGAAGUAAUCAACUCAAGGGAAGAUGUGUUGAGGAGAUUGAUUAGGCGUUGUGCAUAUCUGAAGUAUGUUGAGGCAAGAUUAGGUGAUCGAGUUCUUCAUGCGGAUGAGAUUUUGAAGGAUGGAUUUUGCUUGAAUAUGAUAGACACCCCACUUUGCCCCAUGAAGGUUGUGACCAACUUGCAGGAGGCUGUGUGGGAUGCUGAUAUAGUGAUAAAUGGUUUGCCAUCAACAGAAACUCGUGAGGUCUUUGAGGAGAUUAGUAAAUAUUGGAAAGAAAGAAUUACAGUGCCAGUCAUCAUUUCCUUAGCAAAGGGUAUAGAGGCUGAAUUGGAGCCAGAACCCCGUAUUAUAACUCCCACUCAAAUGAUCAAUAGGGCAACUGGAGUUCCCAUGGAGAAUAUUCUCUAUCUUGGUGGACCGAAUAUUGCCUCAGAAAUUUACAACAAGGAAUACGCUAAUGCUCGCAUAUGUGGAGCUGAAAAAUGGAGGAAACCACUAGCAAAGUUUUUAAGACAGCCUCAUUUUAUAGUGUGGGAUAAUGGUGACCUUAUAACCCAUGAAGUUAUGGGUGGUUUAAAGAAUGCCUAUGCCAUUGGAGCUGGAAUGGUAGCAGCUCUAACCAAUGAGAGUGCCACCAGCAAAUCAGUGUACUUUGCACAUUGUACAUCAGAGAUGAUUUUUAUUACCCAUCUUUUAUCAGAAGAUCCUGAGAAGCUCUCAGGGCCUUUGUUGGCUGACACAUAUGUAACCUUGUUGAAAGGUCGUAAUGCAUGGUAUGGCCAAAAGUUAGCUGAAGGGGAACUGAGUCUUGAAAUGGGUGAUAGCAUCAAGGGCAAGGGGAUGAUUCAGGGAAUCUCUGCUGUGAAAGCAUUUUAUGAGCUGUUAAGUCAAUCUUGCUUGAGUAUCCUACACUCUGAAGAAAACAAGCCUGUUGCUCCAGUUGAGCUUUGCCCCAUCUUGAAGACCUUGUAUAACAUAUUAAUAGCAAGGGAGGCUUCAUCACAGGCCAUUCUUCAAGCACUAAGGGAUCAGACCAUGAAUGAUCCACGAGAUCGGAUUGCAAUGGCACAAACCCAUGCUUUUUAUAGACCAUCACUUCUUGGUCAGCAGCCGUGAUAGCAGACACGCCCCCAUCAACUUACUAAUUCUCGCUGCGUGACCAUUUAGGUAGAUCAUAUAGAGAAGGUUGCGAAGUUUUGUAUGGCAUCAUUGUAGAGAGGAGUUAAAUCAUGAGGACAGGGUCCUAUGAUGAGUUUUGCAUGAGAUUUCUGUGUUUGACUUUGAUUCCUUCAAUUGUUAGUUGUGGUUUUAUGUCACAGAAUGGAAAUGCUUGCAUGAUGUUUGAUGGCUUCACUAUUACCACCAACAAAAUUGGUAAUAAGAAGAGAAGGUUGUGCUUGUGUGUA
This is a messenger RNA of Vitis vinifera (wine grape), 2524 nucleotides long. RefSeq names its product probable glycerol-3-phosphate dehydrogenase [NAD(+)] 1, cytosolic. The record is from RefSeq and is a predicted model, not a curated record. Bases 837 to 2234 code for a protein of 465 amino acids. Gene Ontology annotation, cellular component: cytosol; glycerol-3-phosphate dehydrogenase (FAD) complex. Lineage: Eukaryota; Viridiplantae; Streptophyta; Magnoliopsida; Vitales; Vitaceae. Gene Ontology annotation, molecular function: glycerol-3-phosphate dehydrogenase [NAD(P)+] activity; NAD binding. Gene Ontology annotation, biological process: glycerol-3-phosphate catabolic process; carbohydrate metabolic process. The transcript is spliced from 5 exons.